Molecule: messenger RNA, 1559 nt
Organism: Ilex paraguariensis (yerba mate)
Lineage: Eukaryota; Viridiplantae; Streptophyta; Magnoliopsida; Aquifoliales; Aquifoliaceae
Source: the annotation of a GenBank genome assembly
AGAGGGAGAGAGAUUCUUCUCUAUAUUUUUAAGGCGAGGGUUUUCAUUCCCAAUUCUAGCACUAUUUGCCAAAAAUUUCAUCUACUAUCUUCUCCAUUGAUUAAACACCUAUCUACUUUUGCUUGAGGUGGGAGGGGAGAGAGACGAAGACAUCAGAUCAUUUCUAAGAUGCCCAGAAGACCCUAAUCCAUUACACAACCUUUUCUUGAUCAUUAACACUUUCUGAAGGGAAAAAGACAAAGGAUAUGAAUAAAAGUGAGGAUACAGAAGACUCCAAGACAACCCCUAGCAACAAAAAUGAAGAAGAGGAUGAGGAUGAGGAGGUUGAUGACAAUCAUAGAUCGAAAAAUGGAACAAGCUCGAGCAACAGCACUGUUGAAGAGAAUGGAAAAAAGGCGACCACUGGAUCUGUAAGGCAAUAUGUACGAUCAAAGAAUCCGAGGCUCCGAUGGACUCCUGAUCUUCAUCUUCGGUUUGUUCAUGCGGUGGAAAGAUUGGGAGGACAAGAUAGAGCAACACCUAAGUUAGUUCUUCAAUCAAUGAACAUCAAAGGCCUUAGCAUCGCCCAUGUCAAGAGUCAUCUUCAGAUGUACAGGAGUAAGAAGAUUGAUGAUCCCUAUCAAGCUAUUUCAGAUCAAAGGCUUGUUGUUGAUGGUGGGGAUCACCAUGUUUAUAACCUUAGCCAGCUUCCCAUGCUACAAGGUUUCAAUCAAAGGCCUAUUUCUAGCUUAAGAUAUGGAGAUGCUUUAUGGAAUCAUCAUGGAAGCUCGAAUUAUAGUUCUUACAUGAGUGGGGCUGCAUUUAAUGGAACAAGACAUGGAAUUUAUGGUUCAGCAUCUGAGAGGAUCUUUUGGAACAACAAUGGCCAUUUACUUGGUUGUGGUUUUCAUAUGGCUAGUUCUUCUUUUCAGGCACAAAGUGCCCGCAGAAACCUCGAAAAUCUGGCGGAGCCUCCAUUGUUUCAAGCUCCUAGUUCAUGGCGAACUCCAUAUAGAACAAGUUCAACUGAACUUAACUCCAUCACAGAACUGCAAGAUAAAGGAAAAGAUCAAGUGCAUGGUUCUCUUUCCACAGACAAAAACUGGUUGGUGAAUCUGGAAGAAACAAGAACACAAAAAAGAAAGGUUUUAGAUUCAAAUUGUGACCUGGAUUUGAAUCUAUCACUGAAAAUGACCCCAAAAGAUGAUGAUUUUGAGAGAAGUUUGAAGGACAGGAAGGUUGAUAGUAGUUUAUCUCUUUCUUUGUUCUCAUCUUCAACCUCAAAGUCUAGCAGAUUAGAAGAAAGUGAUGGUAGUAGAAAACAGUCAAGAAUGGCAAGUUCUCUAGAUCUGACUCUGUGAAUGAGACAAAUUCUAAGUGAGAUUUUGAGGUACUUGUGGGAAAAUUAUUGCACAGAUCAUGUCAUGUACCAACAUACAAGGUAAUACCAUUACUUUGUUCUUUCAUUAUCCUAUGUGAGAAUCAGUGUCCUAAUAUAUAUUAAUUAGCCUCAAUUUGUGAAUAUCUAGGACAAGACUAAUAUCUUUAUCAUGGGCAUGGGUACUCAGCCUAGUGCUGGU